CCCCAGGAAGAGAAGUCCAUUGAGCAGCAGCAGCACGCGGUUAUCAAGCUGCGUCGCUAAGUUUCCAGAUCGCCACUUCCCAGAGCCAUGUCAUCCGCUAUCGCCGCCGCCGGCAAGCCGUCGCUGUCCGCCUCCACCAUCGUCGCCGCCUCGACGAGCGGGUGUCACAUCCUCAAGAUUGAAGGUUACUCGCGCACCAAGGGAAUCCCCACUGGUCAAGUUCUCUUUUCGAGCCAAUUCGCCGUCGGUGGCCAUCGCUGGCGCAUCUGCUAUUACCCCAAUGGCGAUGAGUCCGACACCGCGGACUACAUAUCUGUUUACCUUUUUUUUUCUGACUACAUAUCUGUUUACCUAAUGCUCGAUGAAGAUGUAACCGAGGAUGUGAAGGCGCAGUUCAAGAUUUAUUUUGCCAAGCUGGUCGAGAAGCAACCGUCAUGGACAUCGAGAACUGUCAGAAACUUCCCUAGUCAGGAGAUGAGGGGAUAUCGAAAGUUCAUCGAAAGGGAGUAUUUUGAGAAGUCGGAGCAUCUCAAGGACGAUUCUUUCACAAUCAAGUGCGACGUUGCUGUCGUCCGCGACAUCUGCACCAAGGAGAUCACAGCUCCGAAGUUUGUCUCUGUGCCUCCACCUGAACUGAACCAGCACCUCUGUGAUCUCCUCAAGACCGAGAAGGGCGCCGAUGUUGUGUUUGAAGUAGGCGGUGAGACGAUUGCCGCACAUCGGUGUGUUCUCGCAUCCCGAUCCUCAGUCUUCAACGCGGAGCUCUUCGGUUUUAUGAAGGAGGGCGACACUGCUGGUGUCGUUCGCAUAGAUGACAUGGAAGUACAGGUGUUCAAGGCAUUGCUCUACUUUGCAUACACUGACUCGUUGCUAGAGACAAAAAAGGAAGAGGAAGAUGUCAUGUGCCAGCAUCUGCUCGUUGCGGCGGACAGGUAUAAUAUGCAAAGGCUAAAGCUGAUCUGCGAGGAAAAGUUAUGUGAGUACAUCGAUGUGGGCACCGUUGCCAUCAUCCUGGCGCUUGCUGAGCAGCACCACUGUGAUGGACUGAAGAAGGCAUGCUUUAAUUUUCUCAGUUGCCCGGCACAUCGGCGAGCAUUUGUGGCCACCAAUGGCUUCCAGCAUUUGUAUAAGAGCUGCCCUUCUCUUGUGACGGAGCUGAUUGCCAUGCCCUCACCAUCUUAACUCAGCUGACGCCCAG
Lolium perenne is the source of this 1198-nucleotide messenger RNA. Its product is annotated as BTB/POZ and MATH domain-containing protein 1-like. Gene Ontology annotation, molecular function: protein binding. Gene Ontology annotation, biological process: protein ubiquitination. Lineage: Eukaryota; Viridiplantae; Streptophyta; Magnoliopsida; Poales; Poaceae. The record is from RefSeq and is a predicted model, not a curated record.